AUGGCCCGUGAGGUCUACUCAGGAGUUCUGAUGGAGGAUGACGGUAAUCCUGUCACCUUGACCACCGUGGCACUGAAGGCGGAGCUGUUCCAGUUCCUCACGGACACCCAUGGACCCAAGGACAAGUCAAAUGUCCUAAAAGUUCAUAAAGCAUCUUUAACGCCAACAGGAAUAAUCCUUCAGUUUGGUGUCUUUGUGGAUUCCUAUGGAAGGCGCAGUCGGACAGAGGACCUGAAAUGGAAUCGCUUGCCUUUGGCUUUUGCCUACAGAGAGCCCUACCUGUUUGUGACCCAUGUCAAUUCUCUUGAAGUGAUUGAGAUUCAGGCUCGUGCUUCUCUAGGUACUCCUGCACGAGCCCACUUGGAUAUCCCAAGUCCUCGGUAUCUGGGGCCAGCAAUUUCAUCGGGGGCAAUUUAUCUGGCCUCCUCCUAUCAGGACAAAUUAAGAGUUAUCUCCUGUAAGGGAAAUUUGGUGAAGGAGUCCAAUGAUGAACACCACAGAGGAUCCUCCACUACACACAGUAGCCCUAUUAAUAGAGGUCCUCCCACAUAUAAUGAGCACAUAACCAAGCGGGUAGCAUCAAGCCCAGGACCACCAGAAGGUCCAAGCCACCCUCGAGAACCAAGCACACCACAUCGGUAUCGAGAGGGAAGGACAGAGCUGCGCAGGGACAAGUCUCCUGGGCGACCACUGGAGAGAGAGAAAUCUCCAGGAAGGCUUCUGAGCACCCGCAGAGAAAGGUCCCCUGGAAGAUUGUUUGAAGAGAGCAGCAGGGGGCGAACGCUUGUGGGAGGUGCAAGAACUCCACUCUCACAAGUCAAUAAGGUCUGGGACCAAUCGUCAGUAUAAGUCUCAGCUAGACAAACUUACUCCUCGUGAUCUGCAGGAUAAACAAAGGACAUGUACUGAAUAUAUGUACUCCAUGCUUCUGCUGCCUGGUUACCAAAACAACCUUAUUGGGCCAGAACUGACACUGCAUCAGGAGACACAUGACUCUAACAAGGAUUGUCUGCCUCUCAGUUUAUUCCUCUGCACCUUCCUGCAGUCAUACUGUUUGCACUUUGUACUACUGUUACUCUUUCAAGCAGUUCAUAAACUUUUUGUACUCUAGCUUUAGUCCUUAAUAGUUCAUCAAGGAAAUCAAAUGGGAUGAGGAUCCCAGCCCAAAUCUUAAUGUGGUUAGCACCAUUUACUGGAAUGCGUGAGGGCCUUGUAAAUGGCAAAGCCACAGUGACUUGGUUGCAGUAGACAGCAUCACUAGAUAGGCUCUACAGAACUGGAGAGAAAAUCUGGAUCUGUUUGUUUUAGGGCAUGGGGGCCUGUAACCAUCUAAUCAAGGGAUCUGCCCUCCUUCUCCUCCAUCUGAACAGACCUGCACUGGAGCAAUUUGAAUGAGAACAAAAGAGAAUGAGCUUUAAAUGUGGGAGUGGAACAAAGUGCAUUGUCUCUGACAUUCUAGGGUAUGAGACUUUUGACCCAGGUUUUCUGCAUGGCAAUUGACUGCAUGCUGCUGCACCAUCACUCUGGCUACUCUCUCGUUUUAGGUUGCUGUGUUAAGUAUUGUCUUGUACCUCACCUGUAAAUUAAUUGAAGUCCUUAGAUCAUGCUGCAAAAUGACCACCAUGAUUUACUGGAGAAUUAGGCACAGAAGAGAGUGUUACAAUCCUUAUUGUAUGACAAGGAAUCACUGUCCUUCACCUUCAUGUCACCCCAGUAUCAACCAUGACCCCCUUCAGGCUAUGUCUAGACUACACUGGUCUAUCAGA
Pelodiscus sinensis (Chinese soft-shelled turtle) is the source of this 1766-nucleotide messenger RNA. NCBI's taxonomy places the organism in Eukaryota, Metazoa, Chordata, Testudines, Trionychidae. The record is from RefSeq and is a predicted model, not a curated record.